Molecule: messenger RNA, 10699 nt
Organism: Paramuricea clavata
Lineage: Eukaryota; Metazoa; Cnidaria; Anthozoa; Malacalcyonacea; Plexauridae
Source: the annotation of a GenBank genome assembly
AAUAGUCGGAACUACGAAAGAUAGCCGAAAGGCAUUAAACAAGAUGGCGGCAGAUUUGACAUACGAAGGUUGCAAUUUUUAUCGUCAAAGAUUGGUUCUUUCUACCUUAAGUGGAAAAUCAGUGAGGAUAAAGAAUAUCAGGUCAUUUGAUGAUGAUCCUGGUCUCAAAGGUAUGGUAGUUUUAUAACAUGCGGGCUUCUGUGCAUGAUGCGACUACAGUACUUGAAAAAUAGUACGUCUGAUUGGUCUGAACAGUGAACAAAUUAUUAAUAGAACAAACUUGCGAAUUUAACGAUGCGACUCAUGCGAGGGAAGGCCUAUCGUAAGUGAAAGUAUACGCUAGAAACGUCGACGCUUGUAUUCUUCGCUAGCUACCGAAAAGUAGACAAACAUUUUUGAAAAUUUACCAGAUUAUGACCCCCCCCCCCCUGGCCCCCUCUUUGUAAUUUUUGGUGUAUGUAAGGGACAAAAUAAAAAUCGAGCAGAGGAAACAGAAAGCAAAGACUUUUCAAUAAGGAAAAUUAUAAGUUCAAAUAAAAAAAUAUCGUGCAAGGGAUUAUAUUUAAAAAAAUUAUCGACACCAGCAAAAAUUAAAAAAAAAAUAUUUGUACAAGUUGAAAAGUCCCCCCCCCCAUCACUUUUCUAAUGGUCUGCCCCUAAUGUCAUGUCUGUAGUAUGUACAAGUCAAAUCCAACCGCAAUCAUCCCCCCCCGGGCAACCCCCAGGGAAUUUGACUUUUGUUGAUCUUGAAUUUUGCUUAAUUAAUGCACCUUAAAAACCAUCAAUCAAAAGGCUGAACUGUGCCUUUAAGUGCAGUGCUUUUUAUUACAUGAUAAAAUUGUGGUAAAAUAUGUGCAUGUUCCAUGAUAUAGAUAUGUGGCAUACAUAGAUGAUUCAGUUUAGUCCAUCAGCAUAUAUUAUUGAUAAAAGACAAUGUUGGUAGAUACAAAAUUUCCAUGUGUUAUGUGAUCACACUGUAGAUUUUGAGGCUGGUUUUAUAAGACUACUUGACAAGUUAACCAAUGGUUCAAAGAUUGAAGUUAAUGAAACAGGUGCGUAUGAAGAGGAUAAUAUUAAUCUGUUAGUAUUAAUUACUUAGAUUUCAUUAUUUUACGCAGGUUCUGAUAUAUUGUGAACAAAAUUACAGUCAAACCUGUCCUUGUGAGAACUUCUCUCAUGCACUAUUGAGAACUGCAUGUCUAUAUUAUGCAAAUGUUCUUGUGACUUGACAAAAUUCCCACAUGUAGACUACAAUUUUCUUCCCAGAUGGCAAAUAUACUAAUAUAUAGAACAGUUUUAUUAUCCAUCCUGAGAAUAAGGAUUUAAGCACAUAUUGAAACUUGAAAGAGGUUCUACACUUUGAUGAGAAAGGAGCAACAGAGGAAAACUGAUGGUCACCAUUUUAUUCUGGGUUUUAAAAACACAAGAUUAAUCGGAAAAUCCGUAAUCCAAAGUUUAUUUAAAUUAAGGCCUUUAAAGUCGAAGGAGGAAAAAUGGGGUACAGUAUAUACUUGAUUAGGUGAUGGGAAACCUUUGUGUUGUCCCUUCAUCCCCUGCUUGCUAGCUCUUCCCACCUUCCCUUCAUGAAAAAAAACCACAUUGAAGGUACUGAUAGUAAGUUCUGUUCCCCAUCUAAUGUAACAUCUCAUUUUUGUGCCCAGUCCUAAUUGAGGUGAAAAUUACUUCUCUCAUUUUUGAACAUUUGUCUAUUAACAUUUCGAACAUUCAUUCGAUUGGUCUUGAUAUGGGAUUUCUUCCCUAUUGAUCAUACUUUCAACUUACAGUAUAUUGUAUGUCUUCAUUUAAAGUUAAUUGUUGUAUAUUUGUUUAGUUAAAAUGUUUUAAAAUUAAUAAAUAAAUUAGAUUUGUUUUAUUUGGAGUCACUGUGUUGUUUUAAGACCAACACCAAAUGUUAACAUGUUAAUGUAAUGAAACUAAUUUAAAGGCAGCAUAAUUGUUUCAGGUACAUCAAUAUUUUAUAAACCUGGCUUGCUUAUUGGUGGGACAGUGGAUCAUGAUUGCAGUCUUCAAAGAUCUGUUGGUUAUUUUCUUGAAAGUAUUGUUUGUCUAGCUCCGUUUUGUAAACGACCUCUUAAACUGACGUUAAGAGGUGUAACGAAUGAUGAUGAAGACCCGUCUGUAAGUAUUACUACUCUGGGGGUUUAAUCCAGUCUAUAAAUUACACACUUGUAAACACUUGUACAGGUAUGUCUCAUUGGAGAUUCACAAAUUAUAGAUUUCAACAACCAAAACAUAUUGCUAAUAUAAUACCAGUUUUUGUACUAUAUAUAUUGUUAGCUCACCAAAAAUCAUAUUUUCUAUAGUUUAAAGCCUCAUGGAUAAAACGAAAAUGAGAGCACAUGAGAGUUGGCAGUCACGCGACCUUUGUAGCCAACUUAGCUGUUCUUAAUGCUUUCCCAACACUAUCAUGCAUGCCCAACACAGCAACACUAUCAUGUAUGCCCAACACAGCAACACUAUCAUGCAUGCCCAACACAGCAACACUAUCAUGUAUGCCCAACACAGCAACACUAUCAUGUAUGCCCAACACAGCAACACUAUCAUGUAUGCCCAACACAGCAACACUAUCAUGUAUGCCCAACACAGCAACACUAUCAUGUAUGCCCAACACAGCAACACUUUCAUGUAUGCCCAACACAGCAACACUAUCAUGUAUGCCCAACACAGCAACACUAUCAUGUAUGCCCAACACAGCAACACUAUCAUGUAUGCCCAACACAGCAACACUAUCAUGUAUGCCCAACACAGCAACACUAUCAUGUAUGCCCAACACAGCAACACUAUCAUGUAUCAGCAACACUAUCAUGUAUGCCCAACACAGCAACACUAUCAUGUAUGCCCAACACAGCAACACUAUCAUGUAUGCCCAACACAGCAACACUAUCAUGUAGUAUGCCCAACACAGCAACACUAUCAUGUACAGUAUGCCCAACACAGCAACACUAUCAUGUACAGUAUGCCCAACACAGCAACACUAUCAUGUACAGUAUGCCCAACACAGCAACACUAUCACAUAUAAUGACGUAUUCCCAACACUAUCAACAUAGUUGGAACACUCAUCGAACCUUUAUUUUUUUUGGAACACACAUCGAACCUUUUUUUAUUAUUAUUACCUCCGCCAGGAGGUUAUGUAAUCAUCUGGGUUUGUAUGUGUGUGUGUAUGUGUGUGUGUAUGUGUGUGUGUGUGUUUGUCUGUGAGCACGAUAACUCAAGAAAUACCAAACAUAUCCGUACGAAAUUUUUUGAGUGCAUUUCCCAUCGGCUAAGGAAGAACUGAUUAAAAUUUGGUUGAAUUUGGUUAAAAAUUGAAUGAGAAAUAACAAAAGUUUUUCUUGCUUUUCCCGGUCAAUUAAAUAAAACUUAUACUGAAUGCGUAAUUAGGACGUGCAUAAUAUAUGCACCAGCCAUUCAAAUUCUAAUAACAAUAGAUUACUUCAAUAUUUUGCGCGUAGGCGGAGGUAUGCAGUCUCUGAGUGCCCUCUAGUUAUUAUUAUUAUUAUUAUAGGCUUUAUUUAACGAGGCUAACACUUUACAGUUAGUAGUAAAUUAACACUGAUGACUUCGUGGCCCUCACUAUAUACUAAGUUGAAAAAUUUAGAAUGUAAAAAAAAAUAUACUAUAUACAAAUGUAGUUAAAAGAUUUUUAAAAUAGUUACAUGCAGACUCAUGAUCAUGGUGGCUUUCUGUUUAUCUAAAUAUGACUUAUAUAAAUUGUACUUAAAACUAGCAUGCACAGAGGUCUUUUUUCUAAUGUCCAUAUCAAUGCUAUUCCACUCAAUAGAGGAUCUAGCCGUAAAAGUACGACCACCUUCAGUUUUUCUGGUAAAUCUAGGACACACCAAGUUCGUAUUUGAGUAUCGGGUUUCUCUUUGAUGAAUAUCCGAAUUCCGUAAUAAAAGUCUAUCAAUAUAAUUGGGUGUAUUUACACUCGUAUUUACGCGCUUGUAAACUAAUGUAUUCCGUUUAAUUUGUGACUGCCUAGUAAAUGGCAGCCAGUUCAAGGUACUAAAUAAAGUUAUUGACGGCGUAGUCCUAUCGGCGUCAAGAAUGAUUCGUGCUGCCCUUUUCUGAAGCUUUAGAAUUCUUUGAACACAAUCGCCGGAACAAUUGUCCCAUAUCAUACUCCCAUACAUCAUAGUAGGUUUAAUAAUUCCGUUGUAAUACGUUUCCCUUCGUCGUUUUUUCAGGUAUGGGCUUAUAUGCUUUAUUUUGUUAAUGAGCUCAAAAUCUCCCCUGUAACAAUGCGUGACUGCCAACUCUCAUCCUCGUUUGACCAUGCAAGGGCUUAAAAAAACUACUCAACCACACCUAGUCAACCAUGUUUCAAUUUUCAACUAUAAGCCUGGCUGUGAUACAAAUUAAAGCUUCUUUUUCGGUCAUUGCAAGGAUUAAUUUGUAUUCCGGGAAGGAGAACUUGAAUCCCUGUUCGUGAACAUAUAUACUUUCUUAUCAUUUUCAAGGCGGACGUUAUAAAAACAGUCACCAUUCCGUUGAUGAAAAGAUUUUUGCUGGACGAUGAAGGAUUAGACUUGAAGGUAAAGAAAACCAUCUUAAGCAUAAUCUGGGUCAAGGUUGUUUGAAAUCGUAUUUCUUAAGUACUUAGUCAGUCCCUGUAUUCUGUUCUUUUAUACAGUAGUUAAUAUUGUUCACAGUAAUAAUAAAAACAUUUAUUUAAACAUAAUAAUAUAAUUACAGCAUGGUUGAUGUGGUCGUGUGACUAAUACUAUACCAUAUAUACUAAUUAACUACUGUAUACUGUAACAAAUAAUAAAUUGUGGCUAAUUCGACUAAUUAAAUUAAUAUUUUAAUAGCAAUAAUAAAAAUUAUUGUUCUUAAUAUGUAUUUUAAGAUUGUUAAAAGAGGAGCAGCGCCAAAUGGAGGUGGGGAAGUGGUAUUUUCGUGUCCUGUCCGACGAACGUUAAGACCUCUACAGUUUACAGAACCUGGGAAAAUAAAAAGAAUACGAGGAUUGGCGUAUCCUUUGAUAAAUUUUAUGCUAUGAUUUUUUCCCAACUACAGUAGUUAGGCCGGUUAUACAAACGAGCACGUUUUCCAUGCCUAUGGCAAGUUUUGAUUCGCAUGUUUUAUUUGACCAUGAUGUGUACAGAAAAACUUGUCAAGUAUUGCUAUGAAAUCUUCACCUUGAAACAAGUUCACUUGUCAUGACUCAUAGUAAAACUGUCGUCUGUUCACGUAACAUUUAGUACCAUUAGUUUCUGCGGUCGUUGUCGUUUGCGGACAGAAUGAACCUGAAUUGGUAAUAUCUCUUCCCAAAUUAGGAAGAUCAAGUGCAGUAUUGUGGAACAUCCAGGCCGAGUCCUGUAUAGAGAUCAAAAUAACAAUGAUCCGAUAUUUCCAGUGAAUUACCAUGCAUAAUUCUUUAUAUAGGGAAUUUUUUUGAAGUAGCGUGCUCCGUCGCCCAGUGGCCAGCGCAACUAUUAAACGCACAUAGUAGAUAUGACAGUAUACUGCCAGUGCAUGAUAGCCUAUAGUCAUGGUUAUAAAUGUGAAGCUAUUAUAUAUAUUGUAUUCCAUGACGAACUACUCAGAUAUUCCGUGAGAGUUUCACCUGCGAUGGUCAACAGAAUCGUUGAUGCUGCUAGGGAAAUGUUAAACAAAUGUGUAUCAGACAUUUAUAUUUAUACGGAUCACUGCAAAGGCAGCCAAGCUGGAAGGUAAUUUUGACCACUAUAUUGCGAAUAACAUGACGUAAUGCGUGAGGGAGCGCAGUGUUUUUUUGAAGAAAGAAAUUAAACGCUUUUAGUUUUUAUAUUCUUCAUUCCUUGUCCUGUCCUUAAAUCCCGCUGAUUGAACUUAUCUCUGAUCAAGGUAAUUGUUUCUUCUCUUUAUGAAUGACGAAAAACAAGAAAUUUUAUUCGAUCUAGUAAACUGAAAUUUGACGUCAAAGCGUUGAAAAUCUAAACCGUGUGAAUAAGUGCCUUUUACUACUGCUUGCGAGCAGGUUACUAUACUGUAUUGGCCGAGUAACUACAUGAAGUUCUUACUCCAUAUGUAUAUAGAGAGCUUACUGAGUUGACCCAACUUUGAACUGAGUUUGAAGUUAUAUUUCGAAGUUAUAUUUCGAAGUUACAUAGUAGCUAAAUAUAUACUGAGCAUAAUCUUGAACCGUUUUGUGCCAGUGCACGUAAGGGAUAUACAACUACUUGAAAAAUGUUAAGGAGAAUUUCAAAUUAUGUAGUUGGCAUCCCUACCAACGAAAGCUUGUUCACAUACUGAGCAUGCAUGACAUGCAUACACUGUAUGUGAAUAUACGACGUUAGAAAAUACAGUCCUUAUGUGAAUAUAAUAGUAGAGAACUACUGUAUUACAUAUUCUUAUACUGAUUAAUAUUACCCUACCCCAGUAAUCAUUCGUGAAUGAUGGAUCCACCGUUAACAACACGCCGUCAAAUGCUAUGGUGAGCUGUCAAUAAAGUGCCUGAAAUUUUUAUGUACAAUUACAAACAAAUUUGAACGGAUUUUUUGAACAGGUCUUCGGGGUUUGGUUUGUCUCUUGUGGCUGAAUCAACUAAAGGUGUUUUAUUGAGCGCUGAAAAUUCGUCGAGGUCAGCUGAUGAAGGAAAUGUCAUUUCACCGGAAGAUCUUGGAAGGCAAACAGCAGUGUCGCUUCUUGAGGAAAUUUACAGGGUAAGAUUGUUAAACAGUUAAUAAACAUUUCAUUUGCGGUAUGAUCGAAGUCAAACUCCUUUAUGGUAAGUUAAAUGGCAAAUAAUUAACAUUACAGUAAAUAAUAUUCGGUGUUUUAUAAUGUCCAAUAAAAAGGUCUUUGGUCAAACAGAAGAGGGUCCUGAAGGGGUAAAAUGGGAAUUGGGAUUUGCUUAUUUUUGGGUGGGAAAAUGGAAUUUCAUGCACUGGGACUGGGAUUCAUCAGCAUAAAGACAAUAGAAAAUGGGAAUGGGAUUAAGAUUUGAGCAGGACGGCCACUGAGAUGAUGGGAUUUGUGCUCUGGGACAAUGGGAUUUUGUCAAAGUUUGGGCUGGGAAAUGGGAAUACGACCCCCCCCCUUCAGGACCCUCACAGAAGGGCGUUGUCUCGUGUAAGCAAACUUGUGCUCAGGGCAGAGUUGUUAACGAGUCCUAUGUUGCAAGUCCAAGUCAAGUCACAAGUCAUUUCCUGCAAGUCCAAGUCAAGUCGCAAGUCAUUUGGUCUGAGUUCAAGUCAAGUCACAAGUCAUUUUGUCUAAAUACAAGUCAAGUCACAAGUCAUUCCGAGUGGCAAGUCAAUUCAAGUCAAGUCACAAGUCAUUUUAUCGUCACAUGUGGCCAUGUUUUCCCACGCAAAACGGCUAAAUAUGUAAAUAUGGCGUCGUUAUUUUAUGUCAGAAAUUUUACACGAAAUCGCGAGAAAAACCCCGCUUUGUCAGAAAAUACGCCGGCACAAAUUCUGUCGAUGCCAUUGAUAUGUACUAAGGUCGUUGCCCAAAAUGUACAACACGACGAUCGAUCGAUCAACACAAAGAUUUUGGAAAACUUGAUUUUCACAAAAUUUUCACUAGAUAUUUACGUUUGACUUGCGUUGGUAACAAGUCAUUUCUUGCAAGUCCAAGUCAAGUCACAAGUCAUUUUGUCCAAGUCCAAGUCAAGUCACAAGUCAUCAGUCUCUUUAACAAGUCAAGUCACAAGUCACAAAAAUUGCGACUCGAGUCCGACUCGAGUCCAAGUCACUCGAGUCUACAACUCUGGCUCAGGGACGCCGGAAAUUGGGGGACAGGAGGGGCAGCCGCCCCUGUUGCCCUUUACCAGGAGGGGCAAGGAGGGUUAAAGGAUUGCCUUGGCGAAAUAGCGAAUUGUCAGAAAUGUUAGUGCAAUUCUUUUACGAAUUUGCUUCAGAAAACGCAAGAAAUGCAGUCAUCGAGCUUCAAGAAUAGCACAAUCGCCUGGCGGAGAACCCCCUCACACAAUAAAUAGAAAACAUGAUUAGGCGAAGUUCAACUCCCGAUGUUUUGCAAACAUCUCUUAGUAUAUAUCAAUUCAAAAGUGCCCUUUCACGAAAAUCUCCCCCCCCCCUUGCUUUCACAUCGUUCCGGCGUCCCUGCUUGUGCUCAUUAGCUUUUGUGGUUGAAUUUUACAUUAAAUUGAAGCUUAUAUUACGUAUAAUAACAUACCUAACAUAUAUACAGUAUGUUUGGGAAAUUGAUAAUUUUGUAAUUAAAAGUGAUAUUUCGAGGGGAUUUUUCAAUUAUAAAAAUAUUCUUCAUUAAAUUAUCGUGUUACCAUGACAACUAUUUUAAAUACUUCAUGUUCGGAAAAAAUGGUUUUGUCAGUGAGGCGAUGGUUUCUGCAUACAUGAAUUUUCUAGUAAUUCAUUGAUCUACGCCAAAAGUUACAACUGGCAUUGUCUCAGAAUUUGGAAGUUUAUAUUUAAACUGUAUAUUAGUUGAAUUUAUAUUCAGAUGAGGAACUCGUCAAAGAAAACCCGUAUAAAUAUUAAAUUAGUUAACUUAGGAGACACUCGGACAGAAAUCCGUCUUAAUUUUUAGAUGCCUGGGUGCUCUGUUUUGCUUUUCCCAGAGGCAUUUUGUUUACCACGUAAUUCUAGUUCCAGUCUUUACCGUGUUACCCUGGUUCAUUUUCUUCACUUUCAUAUUUACCAGUCUUAAUGCGAAUUUAAGCAAUUUUUGGUUUUCCCUCUGAAUCACAUGUUUUAGACAGCAUGCAUGCGUGUCAUAAUAUGUCCUUUCAAGAAGUAGCACUUUAAACAAAUUUUGCAUAUAUUAUAAAAUCUUGAAUAUAUAAAAAGAGGAAAAUAAGCAUCAGUUACAACCACUUUACUAAUAACAGAUUUUUUGCACAUCGUUUGGACAAAAUGAUGUGCAAAUUGCACAUUGUUAAUUCGAACCCAUGCAUCAUGCGUACAGUGUAUACGCCCGUGCGUAAAAGUUUUAAUCUUUCAAAAUUUUGUAUAAACACUAAUUACCUCAAAAAUACACUUUAUUCUUUAAACCAUACACUAAACUAAAUGCUAUCCUUUUAUUCAUUUAAUUAUUUCAUAAGAAACUUUUAAAUUGAUUUAAACUGCAGUGUAUACUACUAUACGCAUGUAUGAAAAGCACUAACUACAGGAAAGCAGAAAAGUGCCAAAGACGAGUUUCCACUCAUUCGAGUCUCUCGUCCAACCGUCUGACAUUCCAUCUGUUUGGACGGGAAACUGAAAUGUUAUCGGAUUUAUAUUAGACGAAUGGUAUUGGUCAAGAAAAAUCUCGUCUGGCCCAGCACACUGAAGGCCCGUUACACUACACUCAAUUUUUUAUACGAAAUUUAUCCGUGCUCAAACUAUUUUAUCCAGUACUAAAUUUGUAAGAUUACUUCAAUCUGUGCCGUAUAUACAAGUGCCUGAACCAGCAUUUUCUGCACUACGGGCAUAUAUGUAUCUGUUGUUAUUAACUGUCUGUAUUCUUGUUUUUACCGUCCGUAGAAUAAUAUGCAUUGCCGAUUAUGCCCUUGCUUAGAAAUAGAAAUUUCAAUUUCUAUUUAGGGUGGUUGCGUGGAUUCGAGACAUCAAUGUUUACCUCUGCUCUUCAUGGUUCUUGGUCAACGUGACGUUUCUAAACUUUUAACUGGACCUUUGUCUCCUUAUACGUAAGACGUUGAACUUUGUUAUUAUCGACAUAUUGCAAUAGGCCUGGGGAUGGUUGUACGAAGGCCGGAUAGUGAUUUUUUUCAAGCUUUCUUAUAUCAGUCGUUGCCAUUUGUAUAACUCGUAUUAAAGUUUAGUUUUUAUAAGUUAAAUGUUUUUUAUACUUCUUGUGUCGUCUAUAUCCGUAUAGUUUCACAGUUUUGAAGCAUUUUUGCAAAGGUUGAGAAAAUCACUAUCCGGUGGAUAGCGCUAUCCGGCCUUCGUACAACCGGCCCCUGUAAUAUAGAGGUGCGAUAAAUGCGAUCAAAGCAUUGUGCAUGUCAUGAUGAUAGUUUCCCAUAUUAAGCUUCCCUUGGGUGACAUCCUGUGCAUGAAAAGUAACAACAGUCUUUAGUUUGCAAAACGUAAGUGAAAGAAAAACGAUAACGACCUAAAGAUCUGGGCUUACAGAUCGAAAGUGUAGCAAAACGUCUACUAAUACAAGUAGCUGAAAAAAUAUGAUAAUUUCAUUUGAAUUUUUGUUUUUUAUUUCCAGGAUCCAAUUUUUACGACAUCUUCAUGAUUUCUUUGGUGUAGUUUUUAAAGUACAAAGUUUAUCAAAAGAUGAAAGCGAUGAGAGUAUGACAGGAUGUGAUACACACAUAUUAUUAUCUUGUAUUGGCGUAGGAUAUAGUAAUGUUAGCAAAUCUAUUACGUAAACUAUGGUGUGAAUAUUAUUACAAAGAUAUUUAUAAUAAAUUAUUGUACACGCUGUUAUGGGUUUAAUGUAAGCCUAACCCCAUUACGACGGGGAACCAGGCAUGAAUUGAUCAGAAUUAUCAAAAAAAUAUGCAUUGUGGUGGCAUUAGGACAUAAACAUACAUACGCUGAUAUAUUGACUGAAGGGUUUCCAGUGGAAAUUUGUAGGUAAAUUGCUGUUGGGUUGCUAGGUUUACUAACAACCACCUGGUUGCAACAUUGCCACUGAAGACAUGGAGUAUUGUAAGUUUCCAAAACAAGGAUCACAUGUUGCAUUGAUAUCAUGAUUCAUUAUGGUGGAUAUUACCAGCCUGUUAUUGGAAGCUAUCAACAAUUGCCAAAGG